AGUUAUGUGAGCGUCGUGGCGUAAUCGUCGCAGAAAAAUUUUGAAAAUUGCGUCAGGCGGCCAUUGGGUUAUGUUGCAUUAGUUGUGUUGUUGCGACACAAGCAGUUAAUAGAAAGGUUUUCGGGAGUAUGGCUUUAUUUUUCUUCGUCUCGGUUUGUUGAAGGGAUUGGCCGUCGUUUGGCCUGCCCUACAACCAAAUUACAACACUUUUUCGCCGCGAAGACAUCGUUACCGAUUGCGUGUGCAAGCUGGAGAAAGUGCAACGUCAUAAGAAAUAAGCGAGACAAUCACGAAACACACAGACACAGAAAAGCUAUUUCUUCAUCGGAUCCGAAGAAACAUAAUCACUUUUAAGACACUCCACUGUUCCUGCUUAAAUGCUCUACCAUCGUCGAAGUCAUCCAUAUAAGAGAAAUGGGAAUAAAAGGACUACAAAUGAAACUAAUGUGGCCGACUUGACAGGAAAGCAAUCAAAUGUGAAAAGCAAGGAACCCCGACUUAAUGUGGCAACGAUCCGACCUCGGGCAAAAACUCAUAGCAACCCAAUUUCAAACGGACAAAAUGUACAUAAAAUCGGGCAAUAUUUGUUACUAGAUACAAACCCUGGCAGUACUUUUAGUCGCGCGAUUGAUUGUCAAAAUCGUGCUGAACUUACAUGCAAGAUUAUAGAAUCGAAAAAAUUAGGUGAUGUAUUGGCACCGUACACGCGACUUGAAUCGCACGAAAAUAUAAAUGAUAUUGUGGAUGUGAUUGUUGGCGAGAGUAAGGCAUAUUUGUUCAUGCCAAACUCAUAUGGUGAUCUACAUAGUUAUGUUAAAACGAAGAAACGAUUACGAGAAGAAGAAGCGGUUAAAUUGUUUCGACAGAUUGUGAAAGCAGUUCACAGUUGUCACGAAGCUGGCAUUGUGCUACGUGAUCUGAAAUUAAGGAAAUUUGUCUUCAAAGAUAAAGACAGAACUGAACUGAAGCUGGAGUGUUUGGAAGAUGCAUGUGUGUUCGAUGGACAGGAUGAUACGCUGGAGGAUAAACAUGGUUGUCCAGCGUAUGUGAGUCCUGAGCUCUUGCACAGUUCUGGUGGAUACUCCGGGAAACUGGCAGAUAUCUGGAGCCUUGGGGUGAUGCUGUACACAAUGCUUGUUGGCCGUUAUCCCUUUCAAGAUGUUGAACCUACGGUAAUGUUUUCAAAAAUCAGAAGAGGACUUUUCAUAGUCCCAGAAUCUUUAUCUUCAAAGGCAAAAUGCCUGAUCAAGUCGAUGAUGCGACAAGAUCCGUCCCAGCGGUUAACAGCAGAGGAACUUCUUGAUCACCCAUGGUUUAAGUCAACCUCUCAACCAACCAGCUUGUAUCGUUUUGACAAACGGUCACCUGACCAAACUGUGCCAAGUGUAAAUGUAGAUGAAUCUUAUUUUGUGCCUGUGAAGGGUCGUACCGUUGUGUAGCAUAAUAAUAGCUGUUGCUUAGUAGAAGUUAGAAAUUUGCAAGUUACAUGUCAGAAAAAUUCUUUACCACUAGUCUGCAUGGCUGAUGAGCUACUACGAGCUCUACUUUCAAACAGACUGUCACACCUUUAGUUUUAUGCUUCAAUGACGCUAGUUAGGUGAGUGUUUUUAGAUUGUGGUGAUUUGCUUCAUCUUAAAUUAGUUGUUCCAAUCUAUUGCUCUUGUCACUUCUGAAUUACUGUGUCAUUACUUGCAGCUUUAUGCUUGUGAUACAAUGUAUCUUCAGCUGUAUAUUAGAGCAAUAUUUUGUUUUGUGACUCUAGUAUUUUACUUUGCCAAAUACUGAGUGAUCUACUUCAGUCACUUCGCCUGACCUAAAACGUGUAAACCUAGUUUGAAUUCUUACUUAUAACUUGCAGAUUCUGAAAUUUUGUAAAUUCUGUUGUUUGUGUAUAUUAUUCAAAGUGUAAAAUAGUUGUGUAUCAGCUCACAUAUGUUUACAAAUGUAUAAAUUAUAUAAAAAAGACAAAAAUAGAUUUUUGUACAUAUUGAGCUAGUUGAACAAUGGAAGAAGGAACAUGAAUCUGGGUGCUUUAGAAAUGAUAUAGAAUUAAAAAUAUUUCAGUCAGAAUUUUUCGUCACAGUGUUUUACUUUACUGUAGCUAGUUAUAUACAUUGGAACAUGCUUGAAUUGCCAGGUUUUGAACAGGGAAUAAAAGUUGACUAUUUAUGGAGAGAUAACUUAG
Molecule: messenger RNA, 2185 nt
Organism: Dendronephthya gigantea
Lineage: Eukaryota; Metazoa; Cnidaria; Anthozoa; Malacalcyonacea; Nephtheidae
Product: tribbles homolog 2-like
Exons: 2
Coding region: 378-1439 (353 amino acids)
Biological process (GO): protein phosphorylation; regulation of MAP kinase activity; positive regulation of proteasomal ubiquitin-dependent protein catabolic process
Cellular component (GO): nucleus
Molecular function (GO): protein kinase activity; mitogen-activated protein kinase kinase binding; ATP binding
Source: RefSeq, a predicted model, not a curated record